Molecule: messenger RNA, 1465 nt
Organism: Ziziphus jujuba (common jujube)
Lineage: Eukaryota; Viridiplantae; Streptophyta; Magnoliopsida; Rosales; Rhamnaceae
Exons: 5
Coding region: 189-1322 (377 amino acids)
Biological process (GO): glucose metabolic process; beta-D-galactose catabolic process via UDP-galactose, Leloir pathway
Molecular function (GO): carbohydrate binding; aldose 1-epimerase activity
Source: RefSeq, a predicted model, not a curated record
UUGAUGCGAAUAGUAGUAACAAAUAAUAAUUGUAGGGACUGACAAAGGGCACGAUGAAGAAUCUUUACAAUGUGUACGAUUACCACUUUGACGACAGCCGGCUUCCACUAUAAAGAGCAUGCCCAAAACAAACAACAAACUGGGCGUCUCUCUGUUUUUAUUUUGUAUUAGCCUAUCGGACACUUCCAAUGUCUACUCUCUUUCUUUCUGAUAUGAAGUUUUUGGAUAUGAAAAUGGCCAACAUAGCUUUGCUGCUUUGUUUUCUCAUCCUAGCUGCUUCUUGGCCUUCCAAUGUUUAUGCAACCAAGGACAAAGUUGGUAUAUAUCAGCUCAAAAAGGGUGAUAUUUCUGUCAAUCUCACCAACUGGGGUGCAUCAAUUAUCUCCCUUGUUCUUCCUGACAAACAUGGAAAGCUGGCUGAUGUGGUUCUUGGGUAUGAUUCAAUCAAGGAUUACACGAAUGAUACAGCAUACAUUGGUGCUGUUGUUGGGCGGGUUGCUAACCGAAUUGGUGGGGCUCAAUUUAAAUUGAAUGGAACCCUUUAUAAACUAGUUGCUAAUGAAGGGAAAAACAUCCUUCAUGGCGGCAAAAUAGGUUUCAGUGAUGUUGUUUGGAAAGUGAAAAGGUAUAAUAAUAAAGGUCCUGCUCCCUACAUCGUCUUCACCUAUCACAGCUUUGACGGUGAACAAGGAUUUCCCGGUGAUCUCCUAGUCACAGUCAGCUACACCCUCAUUGGAGACGAUCAAUUGAGUAUAAAAUUUAAAGCUAAAGCUCUAAACAAGCCCACUCCAGUAAAUCUUGCUCAACACACAUACUGGAAUAUUGGAGGCCACAACAGCGGUGAUAUCCUGUCGAAUGAAAUCCAGAUAUUUGGUUCCCAUAUCACUCUUGUAGAUAGCAAUCUUAUUCCCACUGGCGAAAUUGCAUCUGUAAAAAGAACGCCAUAUGAUUUCCUCAAACCAGAUGUCAUUGGAAGAAAGAUCAACAAGCUACCUCAUGGCUAUGACAUUAACUAUGUUCUUGAUGGUGUCUCGGGCCACAAAUUAAAGCCGGCAUCAGUGGUAUAUGAUAACAAGUCAGGAAGGGCGUUGAAGCUGUGGACAAAUGCACCGGGUGUGCAGUUCUACACAAGCAAUGGUCUGAAUUACGUGAAGGGAAAGGGUGGAUUUGUGUAUAAGCCUCAUGCAGCAUUAUGUUUGGAGACUCAAGGAUUCCCUGAUGCAGUGAAUCAUCCUAAUUUCCCUUCAACAAUUGUGAGUCCUGGAAAGCCUUACAGUCAUCAGAUGCUGUUUGAGUUUUCAACUAAAGCCCCAUUUGCUUAGACUAGGAUAAAGGACAAUAAGUUGCUCUUUGUAGCUACAGUUCAUGCAAAUUAGGCCCAAACCUACAAAUGAACAUGGACAAGAUAAAUUAUUCUAAUUUAUGGUUGGAACUUAAAAUUGUAUCUUUCUCCAACCUUUUAUAA